This is a messenger RNA of Ascoidea rubescens DSM 1968, 1242 nucleotides long. RefSeq names its product glycosyltransferase family 15 protein. The coding region runs from base 1 to 1242 and encodes 413 amino acids. NCBI's taxonomy places the organism in Eukaryota, Fungi, Ascomycota, Saccharomycetes, Ascoideales, Ascoideaceae. The transcript has a single exon. The record is from RefSeq and is a predicted model, not a curated record. Gene Ontology annotation, biological process: protein O-linked glycosylation; cell wall mannoprotein biosynthetic process; protein N-linked glycosylation. Gene Ontology annotation, cellular component: Golgi apparatus; membrane. Gene Ontology annotation, molecular function: alpha-1,2-mannosyltransferase activity.
AUGCAGAAUUUUGUAACGUUUGUUUUUUCAAGACUAAAAAAACUAAGUAGGGAGUUGAGGCUCUUUCUAACCGUUUUUGUCGCCAUAAUAUUCGUAUCCUUGAUUUUAUUGUCCUUGAAUUACAGCGAUCAAAAGGAGACUAGUCUUAUUCCACCUAAAAAAUAUAUCAAAAAUCUACAAAAAAAUCACCAACCAAUAGCUGGUAAACAUGAUUAUCAAGAUUUUUUCAAGGAAUUUGAAGAUGCUGAAUAUGAUUUAAUCAAAAGCACUAAAGCAAAUGCAACUUUUGUUACUUUAGCCAGAAACAGUGAUGUUUGGGGGAUGGUCAAGUCCAUUAGGUCAGUCGAAGAUCGAUUCAACAGAAAAUUCCAUUAUGAUUGGGUGUUUCUUAAUGACGAAGAAUUUUCAGAAGAAUUUAUUGAUGCAACUACAGCUGUCUGUAGCGGAAAAACUAAAUAUGGUGUUAUACCCGUUGAACAAUGGUCUUUUCCAUCUUUUAUUAAUACUGAAAAAGUUGAUAAAAAUAGAGCAAGGUUGAAAAAAUUGGGCAUAAUCUAUGGAGAUUCAAUAUCAUAUAGACACAUGUGUAGGUAUGAAUCAGGUUUUUUUUGGAGACAUCCAUUGGUAAACGAAUAUGAAUGGUACUGGAGAGUUGAACCAGACAUAUCCUUUCAUUGUGAUAUCAAUUAUGAUUUGUUCAAGUAUAUGGAAAUCAACAAUCAAACAUAUGGAUUUGCUAUAUCAUUAAAAGAAUUUCACAAGACAAUUCCAUCUUUAUGGAAACAUACCAAAUUAUUUUUAAAAAAGAAUCCAGAUUAUUUGCACCAAAACAAUCUUAUGGACUUUCUUUCAGAAGAUAACGGUCAUACCUAUAAUUUAUGUCAUUUUUGGUCAAAUUUCGAAAUUGGAAAUCUAAAUUUCUUUAGAAGUCAAAAGUAUCGAGAAUAUUUUGAUCACUUGGAUAAAACUGGGGGAUUUUUUUAUGAAAGAUGGGGAGAUGCUCCCAUUCAUUCAAUGGCUGUGAGUUUAUUUGAAGAUAAAGAGAAGAUUCAUUUUUUUGACGAUAUUGGCUACACACACGAUAUAUUUACAAGUUGUCCAAUUAGCAAGAAAUUCCGGAAAGAUAACCAUUGUGCUUGUAAUCCCAAUGAUGAUUUUGCCUGGAGGAGUUAUAGUUGCACAGGGAGAUAUUUUGAUGUCAAAGGACUUAAAAAGCCUGAUGGUUGGGAGGAUUAUACAUAA